CACCAACAACACCGAUAUUUUGGUGCACACAAACACAUGAACGCCGACUAAUGAGCGAAAAAUCACUAACCAUCAGAAUUGACGCGGUGUGUUUUCUACAGAAACAGAAAUAUUAUAAAACACACAACAGACGAUAUUCGUAUGGAAAAUUGUGAAGAAAAAUAGAUUUUUACAAAUAUAUAGCUGGGGCACCCAAAAAAAUUGAGAAACAGAGCAUUUCGCGGACGUUUUUUCUAUCGUAUUGUAGUGAUAAUUGUGUAGUGCCGCCGAAGUAGUCAAUAUAUCAUCAUGGACAACACAAUGCAGGAGGUGAUUCAGUUGGAAUUGAUGUGCAAGCAAAUGUACGAGGGUGAAAAUUCAACGCGAAACGAAGCCGAAAAGGUGUUAGUUGCAUUCCAAAAUAGUCUAGAUGCAUUGCCAAAAUGUCAAUUACUAUUGGAUCGCGGACAAUCAAGCUAUUCACAAUUGCUGGCGGCAACAACGCUCACAAAAUUGAUUGCAAAAAAUGCACAGGGAUUGUCACUGCAAGAGAUCGUCGACAUUCGGAAUUACAUUCUUAAUUAUUUAGCAACACGACCGAAUCUAGAGAGUUUUGUCAUUCAAGCCUUAGUCACUGUAUUGGCCAAAAUAACAAAGUACGGCUGGUUUUAUUGCCAUAAAGACGAGAUGGUCUUUCGAAAUAUUAUCGAAGAUGUGCGAAAAUUUCUUCAGGGUUCAGUUGAGCACUGCAUGAUUGGUGUUCAGAUUUUGUCACAAUUGACUUGUGAGAUGAAUCAUCCUGAGGUCGAUGUCAACAUUUCAUAUAUUAAACAUAGAAAAACCGUUUAUUCAUUUCGAGACACACAAUUGUAUGACAUUUAUAUUUUGUCUUGCACGCUUUUAAUGACUGCUCGCGAUAACUGUAAGACAUUGAAUUUUAUGGACGAAAAACAGCAUGGUCUCAUCAACCAAAUACUUCGUUUGACGAAAAAUUGCUUAAGCUACGAUUUUAUCGGUACAUCGAACGAUGAAACAACCGAUGACUCUUCAACAAUACAGAUUCCGACCAAUUGGAGACCAGCAUUUCUUGACUUGAAUUAUUUGAAUUUAUUCUUUGAUUUGUAUCACUUGUUGCCAUCGCGUCUAUCCAGUUUGGCACUGUCCACACUGGUACAAAUAACAUCUGUACGACGAUCCUUGUUCAGCAACACGGAGAGAGCGAAGUUUCUCAGUAAUUUGGUCGUUAAUAUUAAGAACAUUCUCGAAAAUUCUCAAGGACUUAGUGAUCCAGAUAAUUACCAUGAAUUUUGUCGUUUGUUAGCCCGUCUCAAAACCAAUUACCAACUAAGUGAACUUGUUGUUGUUGAAUGUUACCCUGAAGUUAUUCAACUUAUUGCAAAAUUUACCAUUCAAUCGUUGCAGAUGUGGCAAUUUGCACCAAAUAGCAUCCAUUAUCUUUUGUCUCUUUGGCAAAGAAUGGUCGCAUCAAUUCCUUAUGUACGUGCCGUCGAGCCACAUCAUUUGGAUGCAUAUACUCCUGAAGUGACAAAAGCAUACAUUACGUCACGCUUAGACUCGGCACGUGUCAUUAUUCGUGAUGGACUUGAAGAUCCACUUGAUGAUUUAGCCAUGGUGCAGCAGCAACUCGAUCAAUUGUCUGUCAUCAUUCGGUGUGAAUAUGACCAAACGUGUAACUUUGUGAUACACACCUUUGAUCAAACGGCCAGUGAAUACCAAGAGCUGCUCAACAAUCCGGUUAACAAUUCCGAAAUUGCGGUUCGUGAAGCACAAUUGACAUGGUUAGUUUAUAUUAUUGGAGCGGCCAUAGGUGGAAGAUUGACAUUUACCGCCAAUGAUGAGCAUGAUAUUCUCGAUGGCGAUUUAGUUGUUAGGGUCUUACAAUUAAUGCGUUUGACCGACUCACGUUUACCACAAUGUGGCUGUGAAAAACUCGAGUUAUCAAUGAUAUCAUUUUUGGAUCAUAUUCGAAAAAUUUAUAUUAUUGAACAAAUGCAGAAGAUGAAAAUCUACAAACGUCUAUCCGAACUACUGGGCAUCAAUGAUGAACCAAUGUUGUUAAGUGUUAUCAAUCGUAAAAUUAUAACAAAUCUUAAAUUCUGGGGACAUUCGGAAGUUAUCAUACGAAAAACGCUGAAUCUUCUGAACGAACUUUCCGUCAGCUAUAGCUGGGUUCGCAAACUGGUUAAAUUGGAAGAAAUUCAGUUUUUGCUCAACAAUCACACGAGUGAACACUUUUCAUUUUUGGGUAGUAAUGUGGCCAUCGCCGAAAUGAGAUGUCGCAGUAUGUUUUAUACAUCACUCGGUAGAUUGCUUAUGGUUGAUUUGGGAGAGGACGAAGAACGAUUCUACAAUUUCAUGUCACCAUUGACGAAUCAAUUUGAGUCGAUUGGCAGUGCCAUCAUGGAUACGAGUACCUACCCAAGCGAAGAGGCAAAGAAGGCUCUCAUUGGUUUAUCGCGUGAUUUGCGUGGCCUGACUUUUUCGUCGAGCAAGAAAAACGCUUACAUGAUGUUUUUUGAUUGGAUUUAUCCCGAUUAUACGCCGAUUUUAAUUCGAGCAAUUGAACUGUGGCCAACCGAUCCACAAGUUACGACACCAAUUUUAAAGUUGUUUGCCGAAUUGGUACAAAAUCGUUCGCAGCGCUUACAAUUUGAUAUUUCUAGUCCAAAUGGCAUCCUGCUGUUCCGUGAAGCAUCAAAGGUCAUCUGCACAUAUGGUAAUCGAAUCAUGAACUAUGAUGUACCAAAAAAUCAACUGUACGCACUGCGUUUGAAGGGUAUUUCGAUUUGUUUUACAAUGCUCAAAGCGGCGUUAUCAGGAAAUUAUGUCAAUUUUGGUGUUUGCAAAUUGUACGGCGAUGAAACGUUGGACAAUGUAUUAGACGUGACGACCAAGCUUAUACUUACAAUCCCACAAACGGAUUUAUUGGUGUAUCCUAAAUUGUCACAAUCAUAUUUCUUGCUUCUGGAAUGUUUGGCUCAAGAUCACAUGGCAUUUCUAUCUACACUCGAUCCAGCAAUAUUCUUAUACAUAAUUAAAAGUAUAUCAGAGGGUUUGGCUGCUGAAGGUAUGACGAAUUUAACUUCUUCCGAUGCUACAGAUACGACCAUUUGCACAGGAUGUUGUUCGAUUUUGGACAAUAUCGUUUCACAUAUAUUUAAGCAAUUAUCGAUCAAAGCAUUCCCAACCAAAAAGAUGCGCCGCAAUGUCGUUAAUCCGGACAGUGAUAUGUUCUUGAAAGUGAUCGAAAUGCAUCCAGAGAUAUUGCAAGGAAUUUUAUCAACAAUCAUUAACAUUGUCAUGUUUGAAGAUUGCAAGAAUCAAUGGUCACUGUCACGUCCAUUACUCGGAUUGAUUCUGUUGUAUGAAGACUAUUUUAGAUCAAUGAAAGAGAACAUCAUUCGGUCUCAGCCACUCGACAAACAACAAACGAUAGCCCACUGGUUUGAUAAUUUGAUGGAAAAUGUUGAGCGAAAUUUAUCAAUGAAAAAUCGUGAUAAGUUUAGCCAAAAUCUAUCGCUCUUCCGCCGUGACGUGAAUGAAACAUUGAAACAGGCCAAUAUAAAUUCAUCCAAUUCGACAUCCGGUGGAUCCGGUGGUAGUUCCAUUAACGACAUGAUUGUAUCAUAGUUCAUGUGUUUCACUUCAGUUUCAGCUUUGAUUUUAAUUUUAUUUCGUUGUGUGAACAAUAAUUUUUUAAACCAAUAUUUCUGGACCGUUUUUUUGGGUCGAACGCAUAUGGCUGACAAAAUGAGAAAAAGAGAUGAAUUGUUUUGCUUUUUGAAAAUUAAAUCAAACUAAAUCAAAUCAAAAUGCUACAACCACAAAAAAUGAUACAAAUAAACAAAAAUUGUCGCCAAACGAUGUUUUCCAUAGAA
Messenger RNA from Contarinia nasturtii (swede midge), 3878 nucleotides. It is a transcript of the gene Ranbp16, whose product is annotated as ran-binding protein 16. The record is from RefSeq and is a predicted model, not a curated record. Gene Ontology annotation, biological process: protein export from nucleus. Bases 289 to 3630 code for a protein of 1113 amino acids. NCBI's taxonomy places the organism in Eukaryota, Metazoa, Arthropoda, Insecta, Diptera, Cecidomyiidae. Gene Ontology annotation, molecular function: nuclear export signal receptor activity; small GTPase binding. Gene Ontology annotation, cellular component: cytoplasm; nuclear pore. The transcript is spliced from 17 exons.